AACGCAUUCGAAGUUCGAACGCGCUGGCUUCGGACGUAAGGCGUCCUUCAGUUUGGCGGGACAUAAAUCAAAUUUGGAACGUCAUUUAAAAAAAAAUAUCUUAAUGUUGCGUUCAUUAUAAAAUUUAAACUAAAUACGUUUGAGUGAUUAUAAAAUUAAAUUAGAACUGUUUAUUAUUUAAAAAUAAUAUAUUGUGGUGUGUUAAAUUCAAAUUCGCAUAUAAUUAAUUUAUAAAUUCAAUUGUUUAAAUUUUAUGUGAUGAUCUAAUUUUAUAUUUCAAAAGAGAUUUUCUUGUUUCUGUUACAAAUAAAAAUAAGUGUGUUAUGAAAACAAUAAUUAUUAUUGUUAAAUUUGGUAUAAACAAUAAAUUCGUUUGGACAUAAAAAUGUUAAUCUUUGCCAUAUUUUUGAUAUUGGUAUCUUCAAGUUCGGCGUACGUUUUAGAAGAAGAGUGCCUUAACUACACAGUGUAUCCAGUGCAAUACGAAUUGACUCUGAUCCCUCAUGUAUAUAAGGACGGAAAUUCAUAUUACGAUUGUGAUUUAGUGAUAACAAUAAUUGCAAAUGGACCAAAUGUUAAUAUAAUUGAACUGGAUGCGAAGGAUUUGGAAAUUAAACGCGAUUCCGUACAAGUUUUGGAUGGAAAUGUGAAUUUAGUAAAUGAAUAUAGACCUUAUGAGUUUGAUAAUAGUAGAGGAAAGUUGUUUAUUUAUUUGAGAGAGCCUCUUAAACAAUACAGUUUGUCUAGGCAGCAGUAUUUUAUAAGGAUUUCCUUUCUGAAGAGAUUGAGUUCGGAAAGCGAUGGCAUAUUUCUUGUACAAUACGAUGAAGACGGCAAGCAACAAUAUCUCUUCACAACUCGCCUUUCACCGAACAAGGCCAAAUACUUCUUCCCGUGUUUCGACAACCCGCAGUUUGAGGCAGUAUUCAAGUUCAAGGUGUACGUGACGUCACCACACCCCAGCCUGCAGUACUGCAACACGAGCCUAGUGAUCGCCGACGAACAGAAACGACAACAAUCGAACGGUUAUACAAUAAUCGAGUAUAUACCUUCCCCACAAGUAGCAUUAUACCAGGUUGGUUUCCACCACUCCAAAUUCGGCAGUCGGCAGACCACAGCGAAGAAGACCAACGAUACUCUAGUCAUCUGGGCACCUGGAUCUACUUUGAAGCAUUACGAUUUCAUAUUAGUGUAUGGAGAAACUAUAAUCAACUUGAUCCAUGAAUACGCAGCGAUCAAUAGACCACUUGUCAAUGGACCCAUAAACGUAGUGUCUGUGCCGAGAAUAUUACAUGGCUAUGAGAUUGGUAGCUGGAAUUUGCUUACUAAUAGUGACACAAGAUUAGCUUACAUCAACGAAUUGACGAGCAUAAAGCAAAUGGAGAGGAUGAAGUUUGAGCUGGCUCAGCAGUUGAGUCGGAUAUGGCUGGGUAACCCAGGGGAGGUUCAGCGAACGAGAUGGAAAGAAGAAUGGUUUAAAGAGGGCGUUGCUGGUUACUUAGCAUAUUAUUUGUUAACUCAAUACAAUAACGGAAUGGUAUCAUACAAGCAAAGGCUACCAAUCGGUAUAUAUGGAUUGGAAAUGAAACACAAAGCUAUGGCCAUAGACUGGGCUCAUACUACACCAGCACUUGCAUCUUUCAAUAGAACAUUAGCUAUCGAAAUACCAAAUAGAUACAAAGAUCUGGUGACAACGAAGACAGCUUCGUUGUUGUGGAUGGUUGAGAAUUGGAUUGGAACGGAAAAGUUUCAUCAGGCUCUGGUGAACUAUAUCAAUAGCAGAAGAGGCAAAGACAUAUCCCUUAUAGACUUUAUGGCUAGCCUUGACCAUGACACGGUUGAAUGCUUCCAUCAAUUCUUCAACGGAUCUACUUCAUCCAGGGUGUUGAACUCUUGGUUCCAUCAGUCCGGGUAUCCUGUUGUAAACGUUCUGGUCCUGAGGGAUAGGACACCUAACGCAGUGCAGAUGAAGCAGGUCAGAUUCAGUUACAUCGAAAAAGAUAGAGUCGACUCUAACUACCUCAUCCCCAUCUCUUACAUCGUUCAGCACAACCAGAACUGUUUCAACUGCUUCCAACCGAGGUUCACUAUCGGAAGCCAGACAUACACCUUCCGUGAAAACCUUAAUGGUGGUUGGAUUAUAUUGAAUAGAAAUGCUUCAGGAUACUACAGAGUUAAUUAUGAUGAAGAGACAUGGCGACUGAUUGCUAAGGCGUUACAGGACGACCAUACAUUUAUAGAUGAACUGAACAGAGCACAAAUCGUAAACGACGUGUUCGCAUUGUUUGCGGCUGGCAGCUUACGUGAAGACAUUGCACUAGAAGUAUUGGAUUACUUAAACAAGGAACUCAGUCACGUGGUGUGGGAGUCAGUAGUAUCUGGCUUCGAUUUACUGAAGACUGAAGGAGUUAAGAUGACUCGAACUCUGUAUGAAGAAUGGAAGGAAUUCAUGCAAACCAAAGUGUCCGUGAUAUACAAGAGACUGACCAUGAGUCUAGAGCAGCACAGCAACGUCAGACUGUUCAGAAGUACGAUAGUACAGUUCGCGUGCUCCGUCGAGUACGAGCCGUGCUUGCUCGAGAUGAACCAGCAGUAUCGGGAACAAAUACGCUCUAAUAAGAGGCUUAAUCCAGAUUAUCGUGAAACAUUCUACUACUACUUCUUCUCGGGAGGCAAAAGUAAUAUUGGUGGGAAUUUGAGCAGAUGCGAAUUAGAAGACAAAACCAGCGCUGAACAUUUGUGGCGAUUGGAAAACAAAUUUUUGUACAGAAUUCCAAAAGGGGAGCCAAAGCCUCUGCCAAUUAUGAAAUCUACCACGACAACUACGACAACAGAGAUUCCAAUUACGCCGUCACCAAUCCCAACAGGCAGAGGAGUUGUAGCAUUUAUUCCGUUUACUACUUUAUUAAGUGCAGUUCUAAUUUUAAUAACAUUAAUGUAAGUGAUACAGUAUAAUAAUAAAAAAAUGUAUUAAUUAUUAUCUUUAAAUAAACACUGCCUAAAAAUAUCUAAUAAUAAAAUGUUAUUCAAUAUUGUUUAUUAAUAAAGUUUAAAUUUAGGAUAGGUAUUUGUAUUAGGUAUAAAUUUAAUUUAUUAUACUUACUGUAUGCCAUAUAGAUGUGGGUUAAGUGGGACCUCAUAAAAUAAAAGGACGCACAAUCAUGUAGAAAAUUUCACUUAAAAACUGACCAAAUUUACUUUGACAGUUUUAGAAUUAUUGCUAAAGAAAAUUAUACCUAAUGGCCUUUAAAUAUAGUCCGAUAUUCAAUAAAAUCCCAAAUUCAGAGCAAAUUCAACCUUAAGAAUUGAAUUUUAAGGUUGAAUUUGCUAAUGCAAGUACAUGAAUUGAGUGCCAAGAAGUUGUGUUUGGCACUCAUUGAGUGGGGACGUUUAUGAUCGCUGAUUGUGCAUCCACUAUUUAAUAGGAGAUCGAUGGGGUGAUCGUUUGAUUGAAUUGGAUGCAUUUAUCUUUUAGAUGGUGACCAUGCUUAGCGUUGGUUUUUGAUGGAGUUUUUUAUCAUAACACUUGUAUUUAUUUUUCGUAUAUUAUAGAAUGGUCAUCACCUAAAAAUAUUAAAUAAUUAAUAUUAUUUAAAAUUAUGAUAUUUUUGUUUAAUAUUUUUCAAAUAAAUGUUUUAAUAAUCUGUAAUGCAAUGGUGUGUGUGAUUCCGACUGUAUGACAAAUUGUGCCAUUUUAGUGCCUUAUUCAAUAAUAAUAAUGUAAUGAGAUAUGUCUAAAUAAAUUCUAAUAAUUAUUAUAAAUCCGAAAGUCGGUUUGUCUGUUAUCAAUGCACGCUGAACCGGUUUCGAUGAUUUUUUAUAAAAAGAUAUGUAUAUUGUACCUGUAUUAGAACAUUUGUUACUUUAUGACCCGAAAAAAUUCAUAGAGUAGCAGGCGUCAGGCAGUUUAUAACACAAUCAUUGUUCAUACUAAUAUUAUAAAGGCGAAAGUUUGUGUGUGUGUAAGUAUGUUUUUUACUACUUCACGUCUCAGCUACUGAACCAAUUAUGCUGAAAUUUAGAAUGGACGUAGGUUUUACGCUAGAUUACUUUAGAUCUGGAAAAAAGUCACGGUUCCCCUGGGAUUUGUAAGACACCGUAUUUCACGCAAAUGGAGUCGCGGGCAUUCGCUAGUUUUUAUAACUUCUAGUCUAUAGUUUUUAAGGAGGUCGUAAAUAAACAAGUAAUUUACUUAUUCCUAUAAUAUAAUUUAAUGUUAUUUAUUUUAAUGUAAUAAUAUUAUGUACAUAAUGUUAAGAUUUAUUUAUAAAUCAUACAUUUUACUAUUGUAAUUAUUAAGCUUUAUUAAAAAUAAAAUAUACCUAAUUAAUAACAUA
Bicyclus anynana (squinting bush brown) is the source of this 4337-nucleotide messenger RNA. RefSeq names its product aminopeptidase N. The record is from RefSeq and is a predicted model, not a curated record. The coding region runs from base 386 to 2941 and encodes 851 amino acids. Gene Ontology annotation, biological process: peptide catabolic process; proteolysis. Lineage: Eukaryota; Metazoa; Arthropoda; Insecta; Lepidoptera; Nymphalidae. Gene Ontology annotation, cellular component: cytoplasm. The transcript has 13 exons. Gene Ontology annotation, molecular function: metalloaminopeptidase activity; peptide binding; zinc ion binding.